AGAAAUAUCUUGUAUUAUGACUUUUAGUGAAACAAUAGCAGAAUAACUGAUGCAACCUGCCGUCAGUAGCGACUCCCCGCCGUUAGGGGGCAGUGUGACGUGCUCAUGUGGAGAAAGGCGAACAGCCAAGCAGCCAAUCAGCGGAGGCCAGCGAGGGGCGCAAAGAGAGGGGAAAAGGAAGCGUUAUUGCCGCCAUUUCACGUGAAUGUAGCGCGGUUGGUACGACGUCCAGGGCCAAACAAUUAAAAAAUAAACCUGACUUUGAGUGAACCACACUAGCCGGAGAUUUGUAAACUAGCAUUAACCCGUUUAGCUAACAGAAGGGCUUACGGGUUUUCGUCUUUACCGGCCUGCUCUGUUGCUCGGAGACGAAGAAAAUGAGCUACGGAAGGCCGCCGCCAGACGUGGAGGGGAUGACCUCCCUGAAAGUGGACAACCUCACGUACCGAACCUCGCCGGAGACUCUGCGCCGCGUUUUCGAGAAGUACGGCCGUGUGGGCGAUGUGUAUAUCCCCCGGGAUAGGUACACCAAGGAGAGCCGCGGGUUCGCUUUCGUGCGGUUCCUCGACAAGCGCGACGCCGAGGACGCGAUGGACGCUAUGGACGGCGCGCUGCUCGACGGGCGGGAGCUCCGGGUGCAGAUGGCCCGAUACGGACGACCUCCGGACUCCAUGUACAGCCGGAGAGGGGCUCCGCAACGCAGAUAUGGAGGGUAUGGGCGCAGAAGCAGGAGCCGCUCAGCCAGUCCACGCCGCCGCAGACGGAGCCGCAGUCGCUCCAGGAGCCGAAGCCGCUCCCGGUCCAGGAGCCACCGCCACUACAGCCGAUCCAGGUCCCGCUCCUACUCCAGAUCCAGGUCGCGGUCCAGGUCCAAGUCUAAGUCCAAGUCCAGAACCCCCAGGCGAAGCAAGUCGAAGUCUCCCUCCAGGUCACGGUCCCGCUCCAGGUCCAAGUCGAGGAGUCGAACCCCACAAUCCAACAGAGGAUCCAAAUCCAGGUCCAGGUCCAAAUCCAAGAGUAGGCCUAAAUCCCCAGAGGACAACGGAGCAGAGUGUUAACCCAAACUUGGACACAAUAUGACGCUGCGGAGUCCUGUUUGCAAAGGGAGGAGGAGAUGGGGGUGUGGCAGUGUGAGAGCAGUUAGUGUGUGACCCACCCAUGUGACCUGCCUGUUGCUGAGAGCGAUGGCAGUUGCUAAGGAGCAGGUCACCAAAGGCAGCGGUGGUUCGGGCUGUCAGUUGGUGUAUGAGGUGGUGUGGUGAGGUACGUUCACGGGGAUCACAGGCAGAUGCACUGAGCACUGUUCCCACCUGUGCCUGUGGUUUUCCUCCGCCUCUCACAAAGGGUAUGGACCCCGAGGUUUGUUUUUCACAUAUGCCCGAGUGUAAGAGUCUGUUUAGACCUAGCUUUUUGGGGAGAGGGGACCAAGAGAGGUUUGUAAACAAUUGUGAAAAUUUCUAGAAAUGUUAGGUAUAUUACAAUAAGAUGGUUGUCCAUAAAUGUUAGCGUCAGGGGAAAAGAUCAGACCAGUACUACAUUAAAUAUCCAGUGUGAGCUGCAGGAGUUGGUAGCUGUUUUUGUUUUGCUCUUGUCAACUCUGCUCUCUCUUUCCUUCCAGAUCUCAGAUGAUUGAGCCUUUGAGGACAUCAGGAAGAGUCUCACAUUGAGCAAGUGGACUCCACUAUUACCACUGAAUGCAGACUGAAAGGUUAUUGGAGCUUGGUCUAAAGUGUUUUUAAUGUUUCAUUUGACUUAAUUUGCCUAAACAAAUUCUGUAACUUUUUAUGUGGUCAUUGUUUGUAAAGCUGAGCAUACUGAAAGGGAUUUGUAAGGUUGUUUUUGUUUUGUUUUUCCUCCCUUUUUUUAAAUUGGGUUUUUUUCCAUUCUGAUUAAAUUUGUACACGUUCAUAAAUUAUUUUUGGGGAUUAAAAUAGAUUUAACAAAAUCCCGUGUUUACUCUUUCUAGAUGGAUAUGAAAGAGUUUGAUUUGAUGUAGAAAAGGGCGUCAUGUUGGGAUGUUCAGACCGUUAGAGCUAUGUUAAUACCACUCAUGGGGGGAAAAUGGCUUACUGUACAGUUACAUUAAAAAAAACAAAUUAAAGUAUCGUAGUGCCACUUAAUUUGUGACUUGCUAAUCCAGCAGUAUAGCAAUUUUCUUUUCUGUCAAAUCUCUUUUUUUCUGUCUAGUAAAAGUUGCUUUCCUAUGACUCUAACCCUCUUUCUUGUGUAUCUUUUGUGCACUAGGCGCAGUUGUGUAGCAGUUGAGUAAUGCUGGUUAGCUGUUAAGAUGCGGUGCAGUGCGGUGGUGACAUGGUGUGGCGUGUUGCGGUGCUGAGUGCCCGGCGCUGUUCCGGGGCUCGACCCUCCGCUGCCGUUUGCCGGUUUGUAAGCUCACAGGUGUGGCAGAUCAACCAUCCUCUCCUGUCUUGUGACCUCUCCUUCCCUCCAUGUGCUGUACAGAUUCUCUCCUCCUUCCUUUUUCUCUUUAUUCUCCCUCCUCUCCUUCUUACCCCCCUCUGUGGUUUAUCCACUGUUGAUAAUUGGUUUUGCUCGCUUUUUGAAAAUUGGGUCCAGUGUGACUCCUAGUGAAGGGUUUAAAGGCAGUCCAGACUGCCAAAUGAAUAAUUUCUGUGUAUUGCAUUCCUGUGAAUCUCUCAAUUGUCUUGUAAUUGCUUCAGGUGAAUGCGAAUAAACAUCUUUGUUCUAAAGAA
This is a messenger RNA of Acanthopagrus latus (yellowfin seabream), 2711 nucleotides long. RefSeq names its product serine and arginine rich splicing factor 2a (gene srsf2a). Bases 378 to 1058 code for a protein of 226 amino acids. The transcript has 3 exons. NCBI's taxonomy places the organism in Eukaryota, Metazoa, Chordata, Actinopteri, Spariformes, Sparidae. Gene Ontology annotation, molecular function: RNA binding. The record is from RefSeq and is a predicted model, not a curated record.